AUGAUCGAUCGGGAAUGCCGUAGGCUGACCCUACCGCCACAACGCAGCCAGCAAAAACAGUUGCCCAGCCGAGAGCUUUUUGCCGAUUUCGACCCGUGGUCAAUGCACACUACAGCUACUACUAGCCAAAAGAAGCCUUUACUGGCCUAUCGCGGUCGAGAUAUCGUCAAGGAGAACAAACGACAACAGAUUUGCUAUCGGGCAAGAGCGAGUCCCGUUCGAGAGGUAUGA
Molecule: messenger RNA, 231 nt
Organism: Anisakis simplex (herring worm)
Lineage: Eukaryota; Metazoa; Nematoda; Chromadorea; Rhabditida; Anisakidae
Source: the annotation of a GenBank genome assembly